GGUACAACCGCGAUGAUGAUCGACCUCACCCACACGCUGACAACAUCAGCCGAAGCCCCGAUGUCGAUAUGGCCGGGGCACCCAACACUGGAGAUGAAAAAAGUUGCCGCUAUCCCGGAACAGAAUGCCAACGUGACGCUUAUUUCACUAGGGUCUCAUACAGGGACUCAUAUUGAUGCGCCCAAUCAUUUCAUUGCGGACGGAUUGACAGUGGACAAGUACGACUUGACCAAACUCGUGGGUCGUGCGCUGGUCAUCGAUGUGAGGGGGAAGAAAGAACGUGAGAUUAUUACCUGGGAGGACAUGCAGAAAUGGGAGGGGGAGAUGCACGAAGGAGUGAUUGUGCUCAUAUGCACUGGGUGGUCGCAAUACUGGGGCAAGGAGAAUUACGAAGAUCACCCGUUCAUGGAUUUGGAUGCGGCGAAGAAGCUUAUGGAGACGGGAGUGAGAGUGAUUGGAUGCGAUACGCUGAGCCCUGACAGCAUAUGCUCACCUGAGUGCCAAGUGCACAGAGAGAUACUGGGCGCGGGAGGGAUGAUUGCAGAGAAUUUACGGGGGAUAGAACAAGUGCUGACAUUGAAGGACCCAAUUGUGAGCCUGCUGCCACUUAAGUUAGAUAGUUGCGAUGGCUCGCCAAUACGAGCGAUAGCUUGGUCUGCAGGAGAUAUUCUGGGGUGAGAAAGUAUUAGUCCGUAGAUGCGGGGUUUCGGAAGCAAUAUAACCAUUAAUGAUUUUACAAGUUGG
Molecule: messenger RNA, 744 nt
Organism: Suillus discolor
Lineage: Eukaryota; Fungi; Basidiomycota; Agaricomycetes; Boletales; Suillaceae
Product: putative cyclase
Exons: 2
Coding region: 13-678 (221 amino acids)
Molecular function (GO): arylformamidase activity
Source: RefSeq, a predicted model, not a curated record